AUGCAACCCUACUUUGGGCUUCGGGGCACGGGCCUGAAUAUCAUGAUCAGUGUUAUUGCUGGUCUUGAUUUCUUACUCUUUGGUUAUGACCAAGGUGUCAUGGGUGGUCUGUUGACCUUGAACUCAUUCGUCACCACAUUCCCGGAAAUUGAUACCACCAAGGCCGCAAAGGCACACAUCAGCGCGGCCGAAGCGAGCUAUCGCUCCACUGUUCAAGGAAUCACCACCGCUUCGUAUAACCUGGGCUGUUUCUUCGGUGCCCUGUUCUGUAUCUGGGUUGGAAACUACCUGGGUCGUCGCAAGACCAUCUUCACCGGUUCCAUCAUCAUGGUCAUUGGCGCAACGCUGCAGUCUUGUGCCUACUCUCUGCCGCACUUGAUUGUCGGCCGGAUUGUGACUGGUAUCGGCAAUGGUAUGAACACUUCGACCGUGCCCGUGUGGCAGUCUGAAUGUUCCAAGUCGCACCACCGCGGCAAGCUCGUCAUGCUGGAGGGUUCUUUGAUUGCUGGUGGCAUCACUAUCAGUUACUGGAUCGACCUGGGCUUCUCCUUCCUCGACCCUAGCUCGGUCGCGUGGCGCUUCCCCAUUGCUUUCCAGAACCUCUUCGCGCUGAUCAUCAUGCUCACGGUGCUGCCUCUGCCGGAAUCGCCGCGGUGGCUCAUCCUCAAGGGCCGCGAGGAGAAGGCGAUGGAAGUGCUGUCGGUCAUCUUGGACUUGCCCGAGAGCGAUGCCUACGUCCACUCGGAGUUCGCCGCUAUCAAGGAUGCCGUGCUGGCUGCCAACAGUGUCAGCUUCCGCGACCUGUUCACCAUGGACGAGAACCGCCACUUCCACCGCGUCGUCCUCGCCUACGUCAACCAGAUGUUCCAGCAGAUCUCGGGUAUCAACCUCAUCACGUACUAUGCGGCCACCAUCUACGAGAGUUCUAUUGGUAUGGACGGUCUGAUGUCCCGCAUCAUGGCUGCCUGCAACGGAACCGAGUACUUCCUGGCAUCGUUGAUUCCCAUCUUCAUCAUUGAGAAGGUUGGCCGUCGGACCCUGAUGUUGAUUGGUGCCGCCGGUAUGUCUAUUUCCAUGGCGGUUCUGGCCAUCACCACCAGCUUCGAGCACCAGAGCAAGCCCGGUGUCGCGGCCGCCGUGUUCUUGUUUGUCUUCAACACGUUCUUCGCCUGGGGCUGGCUCGGCAUGACCUGGCUGUACCCGGCUGAGAUUGUUCCCCUGCGUAUCCGUGCUCCCGCCAACGCUCUCUCGACUUCGGCCAACUGGAUCUUCAACUUCUUGGUUGUCAUGAUCACCCCUGUUGCUUUUGACUCGAUCAAAUACAAGACCUACAUCAUCUUCGCGGUCAUCAACGCGGCGAUCUUCCCCAUCGUCUACUUCUUCUACCCCGAGACCGCCUACCGCUCCCUGGAAGAGAUGGACACCAUCUUCCACAAGACGAACAACGUCUUCAGCCUCGUCUCUGUCGCGCGCAACGAACCCCACCGCUACGGCAAGCACGGUGAGCUCCUCAUCAACUACCAGGACACCGAGGAGCACCACCGCCGCGCCAGCUACAUCUCCGAGAAGCACGGCAAAACCGCCCGCGACAGCUCGGACUUGGAGACCGGCCAGGGCGCUCACGUCGAGCACCCCAAGGGCAGUGUUUCUGGCAACAGCAGCUAA
Messenger RNA from Penicillium alfredii, 1665 nucleotides. Its product is annotated as sugar porter family MFS transporter. Lineage: Eukaryota; Fungi; Ascomycota; Eurotiomycetes; Eurotiales; Aspergillaceae. Gene Ontology annotation, cellular component: membrane. The record is from RefSeq and is a predicted model, not a curated record. The transcript is spliced from 6 exons. Gene Ontology annotation, molecular function: carbohydrate:proton symporter activity. Gene Ontology annotation, biological process: transmembrane transport; carbohydrate transport. Bases 1 to 1665 code for a protein of 554 amino acids.